Molecule: messenger RNA, 6073 nt
Organism: Cygnus atratus (black swan)
Lineage: Eukaryota; Metazoa; Chordata; Aves; Anseriformes; Anatidae
Gene: CEP152
Product: centrosomal protein 152
Exons: 27
Coding region: 369-5600 (1743 amino acids)
Biological process (GO): centriole replication
Cellular component (GO): centrosome
Source: RefSeq, a predicted model, not a curated record
GUCAGUCGAGGCGGCGGGCGCAGGGCAGGUUGUCACAUGGAAGAGCGGCGGGCCCAGCGGCGGCUGUGGGGCCCGGCGGGUAUCGCCGGCGGGGCCGCGCUGAGGGGACGGGCCUGAGGCUGUCGCCGCCCCGCGCUGCUCCCGGUGCAGUGAGGAGAGUGCUGCUGGCGGGGGUGGGCGAGCUCCCGGGAGGCCGAGCCUCGUCGUCACGCAGCUCGGUGGGGAGCCGGCCCGGCGCUUGUGUUCUCGCAGCUCCAUGCGGGGCAAGGCGGGAAGGGGCCGUGGUCGUCACCGCAGGGCUCCUGUAACGCAGCGUUAGGGCACCAAGUGAGGCUUUGCUGGAUGCCCAAAAACACUGCUAGACCACGAUGUCCCUUGACUUUGAUAGUGGAGCUCUACAAACUCAACAUGACGAUGAAGACUAUGACCAAGAGGACUACGCAAGAGAACAAGAGCUGCAACAACUCUUGACAGACCUUCCGCAUGAUAUGCUGGAGGACAGUGGAGACCAGCUCUCCAGCUAUUCAGACUGUAGCAUUCACGAGAGUGAGGAGCAAUCAGUUGAGCCUCAGAAGCCUGAUGGACGGUGGAAUGAUCAUCCAUUGAUCGUUGAUCCUCAAAACAAUUAUAAGGAAGGACAAAAUCUGUAUCCUGAACAAUUUCUGUGUGACCAGCAAGAUGAUCAUGCUGAAAAGCAUGCCAAGAGUUGGAAUGGCCUACAUAAUGAAGAGAAGAAACGUUUAUAUGAUGCUAAAGAAGAUUACUGUGGCCAGAACAGUCAAGAGGAUCCAGAUAAUGUCUUUCUUGGUAGAGAUGGGUUUAAUGGUCCAAGGUGCUACCAACAGAACAAUUUGUAUCAUCUUCCUGAAAACUUUAGACAGUAUACAAAUGGCCAUAAACCAGAAUUUAACUGUCAACAAAGUAAAAUAAUAAACUUUCCAGAUGCUUCAAAGGAACAUCUUAAGCAGUUCGUUGCAUCUGAAGUUGUUAGCGGCCAGUCAGCGGAAACUUACAAAGUGGCAUAUAAACCAUACCAAAAUGGAAUUCACCAAAAAAUUCCAGUAACCUCAGAAGGAAUGAGAAGAAAUGAAAUGUUUGAAGAUUUGAAGAAUGAAUUCUUGGGCAAUGAUGAAAAUUCUUCAGAGAAUAUGCGGAUUCUUCAGCUUCAAGCUCUAAAUAAAGCAAGAGAAAGACAACUGGAAGAACUUAAUGAAAAGCUAGAAAAGAGUGCACAGCAGAUUAGGUAUCUGAGUCAUCAGCUUUCAAUGGUCAAAGAUGAAAAGGAUGGUUUGGCUGUUAGCCUUCAUGAAUCUCAAAAACUCUAUCAGAAUGGAAAAGAACGGGAAGUGCAUCUUGAAGGUCAAAUAAAGGCACUUGAAACUCAAAUUCAGACUCUUACUGCCAAGGAAGAGCAGAUAUUGAAGCAAUCCAAAGUGGCAGAGGUAGCCAUGGAAAGCAUGCAGAAGCAGCUGCUAGAACUUCAGCGAUCAGAUGCCCUUCAGCGAGCCAGAGAACAGCAUGAUGCCAUUAUUUCAGCACUCAAGCAGAAGCAUGAAAAGCAAGUAUUGUCAUUAGAGCAGAACCUUGAUGUUACAAAAUCUGCACUCCGAGAGCAGAAAGAACUCUGCAAAAAUCUAGGAGAGCACAUUAAGCAACUUGAGAAAAUGCUUGAAGAAACCAAAUGUGAAAAAACUGAAAUAAUAAAUAGAUUGACAAGAAGUCUAGAAGAAAGCCAAAAGCAGUGUGCAAACUUACUGCAAACAGGCUCAAUACAGGAGACAAAUCAGUUACGGUUUCAAUUGCAACAAGCUCAGUCUGCACAUAUGAUAAGCAAUAACAUGAACAAGGCUUUGCAGGAAGAAUUAAUGGAACUGAAAGAAGAAAUAACUUUUUAUGAAUCUGCUGCCAAAUAUGGAGUAUUUUUGAAUGAUGCAGGUGGAGAGCUGCAUACAAACCUCAGUGAUUCCUAUGUAGAUUUGGGAAUUAAAAAAAUCACCCAGAAAAACGCAAGGUUCUGCAGUAUAAUACAGAACAGAGGCAUGGACGAAGAACUCUCUAAAGACGAAAUUAUUGUAGAAUUAAAAGCUGAAUUGGAGCGCUUAUUGAGCAGUAAUAAAAUGAAGAGAAACCAGAUUACUCAAUUACAAAAUGAUCUUAAGGAUUGCCAGAAGGCAUUAGAGGAAUUCAAGCAGUUGUUGAAAGCAGAAAAAGCAUCAAAAGAGUCAGAGGCAGUGAAGAAUACAAAUGAUCCUUUGGUGGCCAAUCCGUUAGUUCUUGAUAAUCUUAAAGAAGAAGUUUGGAGACUCAGAAAGGAAAAUGAAACUUUGCUGCAAGAAGUUCAGAAACAUACUUUGACUAUUGAAGAACUGAAAGAAAAUGAGGAAAAACUGAAAAACUCAAACCUGGAUCUCUGCUGUCAGAUGAGAAAGAUUGUUCAAGAUUUUGAUGAGAAUAAGCAAGAAGCGCUUGACAGGUGUGAAAGAACUUAUCAGCGACAUCAUGAGGAUAUGAAAGCCCAGUUUGAGAAAGAGUUGAUCGAGAAGUAUGCUGCAGAAAACCAGCAGCUUCUACAAAGUCACGAAGAGAGGGUCUCGCAGCUGAAGGCUACCAUAGAGGAGCUGAACAGAGAGAUGACUGCGGUGAAGGAAUGUUACAUAGCGGUCUGUGGUGAGAAGGACACCUUGGAAGCUACUUUAAGGCAGAAAUUUGAGCAAGAGCAGCAGCUGAAAGAAGAGAAGCUCAAGAAAUGGCUUCUAGAAGAAAAAGAAGAGUCUCUUAACCUUCUGAGGAGCAAGCUUGAAGAGAAAUACAGUGAUUCUAUGAGAGCAGCAAAGCAGCAGUGGCUGAAAGAAAAAGGAGAGCAGGUUGAAAAGGAAGUCGCGUUAGCCAAAGUCCACUGGGAGAAGGAAGAAAAAAAGAAUAUAGAACAAGUCAUUGGAGGGAUAGAAGGAGAAUGGCGAAAUAGGCUGGAAGAAGUGAGAAGAACUGUAGCUGACUGCAAUGACUGUGGCAGCCAAACUGACAGAGUGACAGUAGUGGAUGAUGCUUCAUUCAAAGAGUUAGCAAGGAUCAUUGCAGAUCAGAAGCUGCAGAUCGAGAAGGCUCUGAAGGAAAAUAUGUCCUCUGAAGAGGCCUUAAGAGAAUUUGAAAUAGAACUGGAAAAUAAAUACUGUAAACACCUUGCCAUCCAGGUAGAGGAAGCUUUAACCCAAGCUCGUGACAAGUGGCUGCAAGUAUUAAGAGACCUCAGAGAGUAUAAAGUAAAUAUAAAGACGGAAGAAGAAAAAUGUGAAAGGGAACACCAAGGGACUGCAGCAAAGCAGUUAGCCCUGAUUCUCUCAGCUGCCGAAGAGAAGUGGAAGAAAGAACAUGAGAAUACAGAGAGGUCUGGAGCAAGAAUGAAAGAGCUGGAGGAAAAGGUGGUUUCUCUCAGGAAGGAGUUGGAGCUAAAGAAAGAAGAAAUGCCUGCGGCUAUCAAAGCAGAACUAGCCAGAGCCCGUGCUCAGUGGAACAAAGAAAAGCAAGAAGAAAUCUUGCGGAUACAAGAGCAGAAUGAGAGAGACUACCGUUUUUUCUUGGAUGACCACAGAACCAAGAUUAACGAGGUACUUGCCACCGCAAAGGAGGAUCUUGCAAAGCAGAAGAACAGUCUCUCCGCCCAGAAAGAGGCGGAAAUGAAGAUGUUACUAGACCAGAAGCAGCGGGAGUGGGAGGCUCAGGAAACAAAGAGACUUCAGGAUGAGAUCAGUCGUUGUGAGGAGAAGAUUCUGGUUGAGCUUGAGCACGUGUUGCAAGAAGUCCAUGAAGAGCUAGUUGAGUGCGCAGCUAGUAAGUGUUCCUGGAAGGACAGGUGUUCUGAUGCUCCCGAUCAAUUAAAUAAUCAAUGCAAAGGCAAACUGAAGGCAUGCUUACAGAAGGCCUACAGAAGAACAGUUCACACAAUUCUGGAAAAGGACAAGCAAGAACGGAAAGAGAAAUAUGAAGAGCUAGUGAGUAGCGUCAAUAAAAAUGCAUACCCUAGCAUGCCCCGAGGCACAGGAGAAACUGGAGACCUGGCGACACCUCCUUCGUACAGCAUUGGUCAGCAGGCAGAAACACAAAGCAAGCCGAGAAGAUGUCCACCCCUGCAGAGAACUGGAACAGAUGGAGGAAAUGAGAAGUUUCUUGAAGCUCUAACUGCCGAAAACUCUGAGGUGAAGGCUAAACUGAGAGACCUGGGAACACCGCCAAGGUCACUGUCAGAUGGAGGUGUCUCAAAACCCUGCACGUCCUGCUGCCCGGUGAAAGGGCUGGAAGAAAUGCGUGCUCUGUACAUUACAACCGUGAGCAAGAUUAAGAGUGAUAUGCUUAAUUAUAUCCGUGGAAGUAAGGAGAGGGCUGCCGCUAUGAUUAGAGCGGAGGUUUUAAGAGAGCGCCAAGAGACAGCACGGAAAAUGCGGAAAUACUAUUUGACGUGUCUUCAGCAACUUCUUACUGAUAAUGGGAACUAUGACGGAGCUGAGAAGAAAAUAAUGAACGCUGCCAGCAAGCUUGUUACAAUGGCUAAAGGACUUGAAACACCUCUUCGACACACAUCCCAGAGCAAAACUACCCGCUCAGCUCUGCUGCUAAAUUUUGAUCUGCCAACCGGAGGAGAGUACUCAAAAAGAGAUGGCCUAUCUCAAAGUCGGCUAAACCACAUGGAAAGCAAAUCUUGUGGCGAAAGUACUACCGAGAAUGCUAAUGCUAAAGUUGUUCAUAAGUUCGUUCCACGUGACUUGAGACAGCAAUUUGAUGCAAUGCAGACUGAAACACAACAUAUGCUUCCUGAAACAGAUGCUUCAAAUAUUCAGAAUGGGAAUAAUACUAAAAAUCUGGUUGACUUUACAAGAGAUCAUCUGUUAGAAUUUUAUCCAAAUGAAGAUGGAAGCAGAGAAGAAUACAGCCCCAUCAUAAAUGUAAAUAAACCACUCCUGUGUGCAACUAGUAAUUUAGGACAUCAGAAUGCCUCUCCAUCUGCCUUUCAUGUCAAGUUAGAAAAUAUGCAUGCAGACAGCCUUACAGAUGGCCUUGGUGUCGCAGGGCCAUCUCAUCACAUGCUGAAGAAUCAAAACGAAAGAUUAGUUUUGAAAGAAGAUGAAUGUAUACCAUCGUGUGAAAACUGGAAAACUACAGCUGAAAGAACUCAAGACUCAGAUUUUCACAAAAUCCCUGGAAGGGAUGAAAGUAGCUGCAGUGAAUGGAAUUCUGUGAAUGGAAGUCUGUGUCUGGAUAGUAGUAAUAUGCCUGUGGUGCAUCCUGAGCAAAAACCCAAUGCGAACGUCCAGGCAAAGUUUGUAUCCUGUGAAGAAUCUUUUUCCACUGCCGAUGAAAGUGUUCGUGGUACUUGGAGAGAACUUACCAAUGGCCAUGUCAGGAAUCUCAAAGUGAAAAACAGUAGUAAGUUUUACAGUAGAGGCCAGAUGAAAACAAAUCCAGAGCGUACUUCAUUCCUUGGGUCUGACAAAUCAAAUUCUGCUGUCACACAGUUCAGCAUGUUGCCAAACUCAAAUGCACGAAAAUGCUGCAAGAAAUACUUGGAAAAGAAUGUCAUGGGAUCCCCAGGCUCUUCAGCAAGAUAGUGGUUUUGAUUUUUUUUUUUUAAACUUGAACCAAUAACAAUGAUUCCUCAUUUGAAGGAAAAAAUAUAUAUGUAAGUGUGAGGAAAGGGGAAAAAAACUGUUUCAUGAUCAAUGUUACAGAAUUUGAGUGUUGCAUGAACAAAUUCUAUGCAAUUGCUUGAAAUAUAAAUGCAGACUUCUGUUUACUUUUUGGAAUAACUUUCACAGCUGUUUAUAGUGUAUGUAUGUUUAUUAAAUAGAAUCUAUUUUUAUAUUAAGUGUGCAGUGUUUAUAUAAAACAAAGCUACUUUAACUUGUGGUAAUCUUUUUAAAUGCUUGUGAAAAUUCCUUCAGUGCUCAAUGAGAAAGGUUUGAAACAAGUUUUUUAAUUGAGCUUUCCACUUUGGAGAACCACCCCCUUAUUCCUCUGUAUGUGUCUUCAUAAUAAAAGUGUAAAUACUUACCUUAAAUUAUUAAAACAAAUCAACUAUCAA